GCCGACAGGCAACGCACAACGCACGCACGCGAGAGACCGUGCGUGCCCUCCUCGGCCACACCGGGGUCAGUCGGGGUCCUGCUCUUAUUCAGGACACUCCGAGAGGGAAAAAGCUCCUUCGCUCAGACAUCCACGGUUACCUGCAAUCGUAGUCGCUACCUAGUCGCUGGUCUCGUCGCUUGACUUGAAUCAUACGCGAUCGUCCCGACAGCCACGAAAAGCAAGAAGAGGAAUCAGCUGAACCUCAUCAUUGACAUUAAAGGGAUUCUGCAAAGGGAUUUUUUAAAGUCUCUCGCAUCUUCUUUGAAGUUACGAUCGAGGGAAGUCGAAGUAGUGGAGAAGAAAGAUUGGGAUCCGGGUGGUUUACAUUCGCCACGGUCGACCUUGAUGAACCACGUGGAUCGCUUCUGGAAGAAGACUCGGUUGCCCGAGCGGGACCUGUUUCAACAUCGUUCGAAAGACUCGAUUCCGCGUUUUUCGAGCGCACGCGUGUUUCCGCGAUCGGUAUCUGUGCGAAAACGACGUGUGUCGGAAGUUUGACGUUUGCUGGAGGAAAAUUUGUGUGAUACGCGUCGGACACGCAUCAGGGGAACCGAUAUAGUGUGCGAUCCUCCAUAUGAACGCCGUAGAAUUUUAGCGCAUCGCUCUUGUCACGACACCUGAACGUGAUGUGUGAAGCGGUACCUCGAACUUGGCACAUGAAACCGGAACUUCAUUGCAAUCCCGUUGGAGUUCCGGCGGGCGCCUUGUCACCCCCGGCCACCCUCUCGCCACCGGGUAGUCCAAGCAUAAUCACGCUGCCAUCCUCACCUUGGAGCCCAGGUGUACCGGGGAGCAGUUCGAGCACCAUUGCCUCCGUUAAUGCACCUUCGGGCCUUUGUCAACCCGUCCCCGAUCGUUUCAGCGCUUUCACUCUCGUCUCAAAUUACAACCCCGAUUUGAGACUGCAAAAUCUACCACUCAGCUCCACCGCGCGAGAUAUGCGGUGUGGACUAAUGUACGGCGGUUACGGAGCAUCCGGGGGUGCCUGGUGGGCUCGUCACAUGGGCCUGCUGCUACCACAUUCUUUGCUCCCACCUACAAGAAUCCCGUCCCAACAGACAACACCAGUUACAAAUUGCUCGCCCAUUCAUCCCGAACCUCUUAGUCCGGCACGUCCCGGAUCACCGCGAAGAUGCACGCCAGAGAAAGCCAAAUUCGAAGAGGAGGUGCCAUUGAACCUUAGCACGAAGCCGAGCGAUGUCUCGUCGAGUAUCGGCAACAGGAAAAGUGAAAUCUGGUCACCGGGCUCGGUGUGCGAGAGGGAGGCCAGGGAAACGAGAGCACCGUCCUCCACGAGUCCGUCCUCGACCCCUAUAAUUACGCGGCAAAUUCAUCAUUCACCGCUUACUCCGCCCUCCUCGACGGAAAGGACUUUUCAAUGUAAACAAUGUGGUAAAGCCUUCAAACGGUCAAGCACACUCAGUACUCACUUGCUGAUCCACUCUGACACGAGGCCUUAUCCCUGUCAAUAUUGUGGCAAGAGGUUUCAUCAGAAGUCAGACAUGAAGAAACACACGUACAUCCAUACCGGUGAGAAACCGCACAAGUGCGUGGUGUGCGGCAAGGCGUUCUCCCAGAGCAGCAACCUGAUCACGCACAUGCGUAAGCACACCGGCUACAAGCCGUUUCAAUGCGGUCUGUGCGACAAGGCGUUUCAGAGAAAGGUCGAUCUGCGAAGGCACCGGGAGGGUCAGCAUCCAGCGGCGCCGGCGCUCGAUUAUCGCUCUCUGCAGAUACCGCCUCAGCAGCAGCCGAAUGGCAGCAACCGGCGUUCGUCACCGGUACCGCCGCAUUCAACGGCUUAUCGUAUGAUAUCCGUACCCGGCAGCAGCUGAGACUCCUUCACCUGACAGACGAACGUCUCAUCCGUGAACGCGGCGGUGCCUCGAACCGGAUCAUCCCCCUCGUCCCCCUCGCCCUCACGCUACGUAUCAGCAUCAUCGCGUCGUGGCCCAUCGAAGGUAAAUACGUGUUGUGUGAGAUCGGUCGCCGGAGAAGCGAGAUUUCAUGCGUAGAUUUAAUCCGACGUUUCGUUGGAAGGACUAAUGUAUCUCGAGUGCAUCGGUGGACGUAACACGAGCGUGUUUUAAAUUAAAACUUUUAAUACGCGAGUAAGAUAAAAGAUUGAAUUUACAAUGAUAACUUCUCAUAACAUCUCGGGGAAAGAAGAUUCUGCUGCUAUAAACGUUCGGUGGAAAAUGGAAAUAAUCAAUUUUAUUCUCGCUAAUAUGUUCAACUUCGCUUUACGUCGUGAAUACCUCACAGUAUACGUCGAAAACAAAUAUGCGUGUACACUUAUGUUAGUC
Camponotus floridanus (Florida carpenter ant) is the source of this 2348-nucleotide messenger RNA. RefSeq names its product zinc finger protein Gfi-1b. Lineage: Eukaryota; Metazoa; Arthropoda; Insecta; Hymenoptera; Formicidae. The coding region runs from base 669 to 1877 and encodes 402 amino acids. Gene Ontology annotation, cellular component: nucleus. The record is from RefSeq and is a predicted model, not a curated record. The transcript has 6 exons.